AGCAAACACAAGAUUCUCUCUUCUUCGUUAGUUCCUUUUCAAGGUUUUCUUGUUGUUGUGAAGACAGAGAUGGACUUUGACGAGGAGCUCAAUCUUUGUAACAACAAAGGUAAAACUAUCAAGAAGAUGAGAGAAUAUGAUCAUCCACCUAAACCCUAUUCCCCAUUUUCAUCUUCUUCUUCUGAUCCCUUAGCGGCUUUCCCUUUUACUCUCGAUCCAACCACUCAAAAUCAACAACAACAAAAACUCGGAUACUUUCAGGACCCGGCAAUGCAAGGCCAGAAGCAAAUGAUCUCGUUUAGUCCCCAACAGGAGCAGCAGUAUAUGUCCACGUAUUGGAACAACACAAUGAAUCUGAGCCAAGAGAGUGUUCAGCCGUACAGCGCAACCAAGCUGUACAGAGGAGUAAGACAACGUCAGUGGGGAAAAUGGGUCGCGGAGAUACGUAAGCCAAAGAGCAGAGCACGUCUCUGGCUUGGUACCUUUGAUACAGCUGAAGAAGCUGCCAUGGCCUAUGACCGUCAAGCUUUUAUAUUGAGGGGUCAUAGUGCCACACUUAAUUUUCCUGAGCAUUAUGUGAAUAAAGAAGUUGAGAUGCAUGAAGAAACUGACGCGUCAAGUUCCUUGGAUCAGAAGCAAUCCGAAGCGCUGGAGACAAACGAGGUUAACUUGGAAAACAAGGAAGAAGCAGUGAGUGAUGGUAUGGCUGAGGCAUGGUUGAAUGCGGUUACAGCGGGAUGGGGUCCUGAAAGUCCUCUUUGGGAUGAUUUGGACAGUUCUCACUUUCCACAAUGCUCGUCUUCUUCCUCUGCUUCUUGUCCCAUGAGACCUUUCUUUUAA
Eruca vesicaria subsp. sativa (arugula) is the source of this 840-nucleotide messenger RNA. NCBI's taxonomy places the organism in Eukaryota, Viridiplantae, Streptophyta, Magnoliopsida, Brassicales, Brassicaceae. The record is from the annotation of a GenBank genome assembly.